UACUUCCUUGAAGGGUGGCGCACAACUUUCAGGAAACAAGUGUGAAAGUAAAUCCCCAUAUCAAGCUGGGCAAUUUGCGGACUCCCUGACCGACACGGACCCUUGGGUGGCACAAACGCGGAGAUGGAGUCGAGUGCUUACGGAGCAUCGCUGGCUGGGGGAGCCUUUGACUUCUGGAGCUUUAUAAAACAAACGCAAACUAUCGUCCGGCUGUUCUGUUGGCUCUUCUCCAUUGUGGUAUUUGCUACCAUCAUCAAUGAGGGCUACGCAAAUCAUCAUGAAGGAGGUGACACUACAUGCAUGUUCAAUGAGAACGACAGUGCUUGUAACUACGCAGUCGGUAUUGGAAUUUUAGCUUUCCUGGCCUGCGUUGCGUUUAUUGUGCUGGAUGCCUACUUCCCGCAGAUCAGCAAUGCCAAAGACAGAAAAUACAUCGUCUUGGGUGAUCUUGUUUUCUCUGGUGUGUGGACGUUUCUGUGGUUUGUGUGUUUCUGCGUCCUGGCCAAUUUGUGGUCAAAAACGAAUGCUGUAACAUUGCAAGUCCCAGCCGAUGCCGCUCGAGCAGUGGUGGCCUUCGCCUUCUUUUCCACGGCCACCUGGGCUCUGCUUACUGUGCUCGCAUUUCGACGAUACCGCCUGGGCAUGGAUGAAAUUGGCAUAGGAUACAAUGACCCGGCCACUGACCACACGUCUCCAUACCCGUCUUCGUACCCAGGUGGUCCCGAUGGUUACCAGCAGUCCCCCUUCACCCCAACUACAGUUGGAGAGGGAGCAUAUCAGCCUCCUGCUUACUGAUUUCAACACUUCCAUAGGCUCGCUUGUGUGGACCCAUCCACACGCUCCGCUCGCCUUUUUCAUUUUUCCAUAAGAGUUUAAGUUGUGACCUGGGGUUGACACUUGGUGUGCUUUACUAGUUUGUAUCUUUAUGUUGGAGAAAGUUAUUUAUAUUUUAUUUCGCUUGAAUGUAAACAUACAGCCUGGGUGCAAAAUGUUUCAAUGCUUUGGCUACACUCUUAAAAAAUUCUGGGUUGUGUCAACCCAAUGUUUGGUCAAAUAUAGAUUAAUUUAUGUUGAAUUUAAAUUUACCUGUUGGGUUUGUCCAUAUUUGGGCCAGCAUUGGGUUAAAACUAAAAACUGUUGACUCAACUUAAAAUGAUAAUUUAACUUGCUCAACUUAAAUCGAGUCAAGUGCAGUACCUGGGUUAAAAGUUGAGUCAACUUCAAAAUAGCUGCACAGCAAGUUGCCUUACAAUUUUAAGUUGAGUCAACUUUUUAUUUUACAGUGUACCCCACAUUUCUUUGACUCAACUUAAAAUUGCAAGUCAACUUGCUCAACUUAAAUUGAGUCAAGUGCAGUACCUGGGUUAAAAGUUGAGUCAACUUACAAAUAGCUGCGCAGCAAGUUGCCUUACAAUUUUAAGUUGAGUCAACUUUUUAUUUUACAGUAUACUUCACUUUUUUGACUCAACUUAAAAUUGUAAGGCAACUUGCUCAACUUAAAUAGAGCCAAUUGCAGUACUUGGGUUAAUAGUUGAGUCAACUCAAAAAAAUAGCUGCCCAACAAGUUGCCUUACAAUUGUAAGUUGUCAAUUUUUUUUAUUUUACAGUGUACCCCACAUUUUUUGACUCAACUUAAAAUUGUAAGUCAACUUGCUCAACUUAAAUUGAGUCAAGUGCAGUACUUGGGUUAAAAGUUAAGUCAACUUAAAAAUAGCUGCACAGCAAGUUGCCUUACCAUUUUAAUUUGAGUCAACUGUUGUUUUACAAUGUACCCCAUAUUUUUUUAGAGUGUAGGCUUUUUUCACUCUCACAAAUUAUUCUGACAGAUAUAUUCAACACCAGCAGUCUUUUUCUUUACAUUUGACAUAGGUUGAUCAAUUCCAUUGGUUUCCUUAAAGGUACACUGUAAAAUGUACAGUAUUACUGGCUAUUUAGGUUGCCAGUACUACUGAUAAAUUUACACGUGCACUGUAAAUGAACAAUUACAAUUGUGCUAUUGUUUUACAGCAUGAUUAUAAUUGUUCAUUUACAGUGUGCUUGUACGUUUUACAGUAUUACUGGCAACCAAUUUUUUUUAGUGUAGGUUUGUUUUUAUACUAAUAUAGCCUUUAGGAAAUAAAUCAAAGCAAUAGAAAGUGAACCGAAUGCCAUACCAUAAUGCAGUGAUUCCUUAAAAUCUCUGCACUGCCAUAUAUCAAAUUUGAAUGUUUUCUGCACUAAAUCCGCCAAAUAACUUGAUUAACGUAGUCUUACUCGGGCUGGAGUAGUUAACUGAUGAACAGUUUGAUGCUGUUAGGUGUGAAAUGAACCGAUUAACUACUGUAAACUUGUGCUUUUUUUAUUAUUUGUGACAGACGAUAGGCUUUGCGUGGAUAAGCCUAAUUUUUGAAGUGUUAAACAAUCAUUUAAUGCAAUGUUGUUGACGACUUGUAGAAGUUUACUUUAAGUUUGUGUGUUCUUGAUGCUCGGCCAAAUUCACUGCAAGAUUUCUACCUCUUGAAAAUCGUGCCUUAUUUUGAAAUUAAUAGUUAGGGGUUGAAUUAAUGACUUGUAUUUGUAUUAACGUAUUUGUGCGUUGACAAUUUUAGACCACCUUUUACUGAUUUAUUUCCUUUCAAUUUAAAAAAGAAAGAUUAGAUUAAUAGAUAAUCAAUCUAUAUUGGCCACUCUUUUUUUCUUCUUUCCUGAUGGUUGUUUUGUUUAAGGUAGAGAGAAAUGUUCUCUAUUCUCACAGCUCUGUUCUAGCACAUAAUUGCUGUCCUUCUGUUCAUUUACUUUGUAACAACAGUUAUUGCACCAAUGUCUUUUUUUAAAAAGAAGUACUGAGCAAUAAACACUUGAUUCUUUCCA
Molecule: messenger RNA, 2850 nt
Organism: Danio aesculapii
Lineage: Eukaryota; Metazoa; Chordata; Actinopteri; Cypriniformes; Danionidae
Gene: syngr2a
Product: synaptogyrin 2a
Exons: 4
Coding region: 124-795 (223 amino acids)
Cellular component (GO): synaptic vesicle membrane; neuromuscular junction
Source: RefSeq, a predicted model, not a curated record